AUGAACGGCGACCUCAGUUUAUCCCAAUCUCUGGGGGGGCUUCGGAUAGCCAAUCCAGACGAUUCACCUCUGCCGCCAGAUGAUGCGACCGUUGUGCCGUCACCAGGCUCCAGCCCGUUCGGAUUCCCGAACGGUUCGGUAUCAACACAAAAUUCCACAUCCUACGACGAUCCAUCUGCCUUUCCUCCUGCACCCUACGAAGCCCCUGCACCAGACGAUCGCCAAGCUUCGUUUAAUCAAUCCUCUUUUGAGUCACAAGCACAGCAAUCAGGCUCCUACCAGGCAUACUCAGCUCCCCUCUCAACGCCUCCGAAUCCCAACCGACCCCUUUCCUCCAUAUACGCGAACGGUUCGGCAAAUUCAGUCCUCCCUCGUGACAAUACAUACCGCAUUCGAACCGAUUCCGGUGCUUCGUCUACAUCUACCUCCCAGGCACGAUUAGAUACGCGAGGAGGUGCGUCGGCAUUGCAUGCCGGUGUUCCGGCGCGCGACAACUCCCACAGCGACCGGUCUUACCGGACAGCGCACAUCUCAGGGAAUGCUCCGGCGCCGAUGCGUCAAUCGUCUCGAGCACAAGCAAGAGCUGGCGGGACAUCGCAGAUGCCGCGCACAUCUUACAUGGCGGAAAACGGCCCACUGGCGAGUAGUGAAGAAUGGCAAGAACGGGGUGCCGCGGUCUCUGUGAGACAGGAGGUGGAUGCUAACGGCCAGACUGUGUCUCGCUAUAUCAAGAAGGGAGUCCGGGAUUUUUCGUUCGGGAAUACACUCGGUGAAGGCUCUUACAGUACGGUUGUCUUCGCAACGGACCGACAGACUCUGAAGGAAUACGCAAUUAAGAUCCUUGAUAAACGACACAUCAUCAAAGAACGGAAAGUGAAAUACGUGAACAUCGAGAAGGAUACCCUCAACCGCCUGACUGAGCACCCUGGCAUUGUCCGACUAUAUUAUACUUUCCAGGAUGAACAGUCACUUUAUUUCGUACUGGACUUGUGCAAAGGGGGAGAACUACUGGGUGUUCUGAAACGGAUGACCACCUUCGACGAGGAGUGUACGAAGUUCUACGGCGCCCAGAUUCUUGACACAAUAGAUUACAUGCACAAGCGCGGCGUUAUACAUCGAGAUCUCAAGCCGGAAAAUGUGUUGCUCGACAGCAGUAUGCAUGUCAAGAUCACCGAUUUCGGCACGGCGAAGAUCCUCAAGACUCCACGAAUGGAUCCCAGUUCAAAUGGCAUUCUUCCCCUGGACUCGGCCGAGCUUACGAAGGAAGAGCGGGCUAGCUCUUUUGUCGGCACAGCGGAGUACGUCAGCCCGGAGCUGUUGACAGAUAAGAAUGCUUGCAAAGCUAGUGAUCUCUGGGCUUUUGGUUGCAUCAUCUACCAGCUUUUGGCCGGUCGUCCCCCGUUCAAAGCUGGAAAUGAGUACAUGACAUUCCAGAAAAUCGUGGCAUUGGACUACGAGUUCCCCAUUGGCUUCCCUGCCGUCGCCCGUGACCUUGUCGAGCGUCUUCUCGUUCUAGAUCCCACUCGGCGUCUCCCGAUUGAACACAUCAAAAACCACGAGUUCUUUGACGGCAUCACAUGGGGUCCAGAUCUCUGGAAUCAGAAGGCCCCCCGUUUGAAGGCCUAUGUUCCCCCCGCACGCGAGCCCAUCAAACUCAACGAUAACGGAAAUGGGGAGAGCGCACCUCCGGUCGUCUCGACUGCUCCCUCUAACGCACCAAAUGCCAGUUCGCGUCACCUUCCCCGGGUGGUGACUGAGCUACCACCGCCGAGUCAACUGGAUAUCGAAUGGUCGCCAGUCCUGAGCAAAUCUAACGAGCGGAUCUUGAAAUUGGGUAAUUUGGUUGUAUUGUCUUCUGCUGCCACACACAGCCCGACGUCGAAGAAUAGCAGCGGCGAAUUCGAAGCUCCUCGGAAAUUCUCUCGGUUCUUCUCAGGAAGCGCUACAAAGAAACGGCAACGGUUGGUGAUGGUCACAUCAUCUGCACGUGUCAUCCUAGCCGCGUCAGGUGGUGACGAUAAAAAGAUUAAGCUCGAGAUCCCUCUACUCGCUCCAGGAACGACCUACCGGAGUACGACUGAUUCCAAAGGGAUGUCAUCUUGGAUUAUUGAUACGAGAGAAAAACACUUCGUUUUCGAGGACCCCAAGCCGUCGUCUAGCAACAUUGGGGCUACGGCGGUUCAGGUUCAAGAAUGGCUGGACGCAUUAGACAGGUCCCGGGAGAUGGCAGCACAGCAGCAAAGUGCAGGGUUCUCCGACGAUGCUUUCCAUUCUUCUGGCUUCCCUAGUCCCGCCAAUACACUGGACCGCACCUCCGAGAUGCAGAAAGACGACAAAGGGCCCCCACCAUCGGGUCGAAACCACUUAGUGAAACAGCAGGGUGACAACGAGUCAACAAAAGGAAGGAAACGAUUCAGCAAGCGUCAUUCAAAGAAUGGUCUCGCUGCGGUGUUCUAG
Messenger RNA from Penicillium bovifimosum, 2457 nucleotides. RefSeq names its product PDPK1 family serine/threonine-protein kinase. The record is from RefSeq and is a predicted model, not a curated record. The coding region runs from base 1 to 2457 and encodes 818 amino acids. The transcript has 2 exons. Gene Ontology annotation, molecular function: protein serine/threonine kinase activity; ATP binding. Lineage: Eukaryota; Fungi; Ascomycota; Eurotiomycetes; Eurotiales; Aspergillaceae. Gene Ontology annotation, biological process: peptidyl-serine phosphorylation; intracellular signal transduction.